Molecule: messenger RNA, 858 nt
Organism: Fraxinus pennsylvanica
Lineage: Eukaryota; Viridiplantae; Streptophyta; Magnoliopsida; Lamiales; Oleaceae
Source: the annotation of a GenBank genome assembly
AUGGAAGAAAUGGUAUCUUUAUGGAAUUAUCAAGAGAACAUUGAUGAAUUGAAUCAGAAGCUUAUGUACGCGAUUCUUGAACUUGAGAAAUCGAAAGUAGAAGCUAACGAGAAAACGAGGAAGAACAAGGAACGCGUAAAACAAUUGAUCCAACUCCUAAACAUUACCAUUCAAGAAAGAGAUGAAGCUCGAAACCAACUUCAGACACUACUCAAAAAGUCUAUGUUAACUUCAUCAACCGAAAGCUUGAACAUUCUUCCACAGUUUCAUGUCAAUAAUCCUCUUGUAAAACCCCGGAAAACAAAUUCUUGCAUAACUGAAUCCAAUAGUCUUUCGUCUCUAGUUGAUUCUCUUUUUGAUGCAGUAUCAUCUCCCGAACUCUCAAACAGCAUCAUGAUUUCAACCAAUCAGGUCCCUACUGGAAUCCCAAAUAUCGAUCAUGCCUCUUUGAUUAUAGACAACCUUGUCACGGGAAGAGUUCUGCCUCAGACUGGAAAAUUCCUGCAGGCUGUUGUUGAAGCCAGGCCGCUUCUGCAGACGCUUCUGGUGGCUGGGCCGCUACCUAGGUGGCAGAAUCCUCCCCGGGUUCAGCCUUUUCAUAUUCCUCCAUCUCCUAUAAAAGGCUAUGAUCAUGAGAUGUUUGCUCAGGAACCAGCAUCAAAUUUGGGACAACUGGUUUCUAGAUCACUGGAUUCACAGCCUUGUGCCCAGAUGUCUUGUGAAUCUUCACAAAUUCUACCUACGUUAAUUUUCGGAAAUGUACCUCGGGAAUCUAGUUUACACAAUGGUAUAAUGAUGUCUACUACGACAGAUGUUAAUAGCUGUAUUCCUUUAGCCAAGAGACGCAAUUUUUACUGA